This is a messenger RNA of Solanum lycopersicum (tomato), 2556 nucleotides long. RefSeq lists its product as uncharacterized. NCBI's taxonomy places the organism in Eukaryota, Viridiplantae, Streptophyta, Magnoliopsida, Solanales, Solanaceae. The record is from RefSeq and is a predicted model, not a curated record.
CUACGAGUUAAAAGUCUUUUUUACCUUAUAAUUAGUUAAUCAUCGACAUAUUUUAGUUAAUGGUCAUAUCGUCAAUAUACCGAGUUAUCAAAAGGUGCGGCCCCUUGUUUGGAAGAAACACCCCCUCCAAAAAGAAAGAUAAUUGUUGUGAAGGGAUAAUUUUACAAUGAACAUCUUGUUAUAAAGACGGUUGUUGAUAUUUUUAUUGAUUUCAUCAUAGGUAUAAUAUUGUUAUAAAAAAUAAAAUAUAACAUAAAAAAGGCCUUAUCUAACAAUGAAAUUUGAUUAGAAAAUAUGAUUAAUCGAAAGUUAAAUAUGCUUGUAAGGAUUAAAAAUGAAAUUUAUUGAUAAUAGAAAGGCUAAACUAGUGUAUUUAGUCAUAAACUUUCGACAUUUAUCUCAAGUAUCUACUAUUUAACUAUGAAAUUCAAAAUAAAAUUGAAAAUAUAAUAUUCAAAGUAUUUUCAAGUUCUCGUGCCAAACAGGUUUUUGGUAAACUUCCGCUCCCAUUCACAAAUAUUCAAAACAAAUUAGACUCAAAUCCAUGUUUAAACGCAAUUUAAAUUCCAAAAAUCAUAAUUUCAAAAAAAAAAAACUCAAAUUUCAACUUCUAAAAAACAAUCCAUAGCCAAAAAUGUUUACUUUCAAAAACUCAUAUUUUCCUCGUGUCAACCAGGUUUUGGAAAAACUUCCGCCCUUGUAUACUAAAAUUCAAAACAAACUCACGUAAAAUGCAUGUAUAAACUCAAUUUAAAUUUCAAAGACUCCGAAAUUUAGAACAAUUUAUAGCCAAAAACCGCAACUUCAAAAACUCAAAUUUUCGAAUUCCUAUAAACUAUAAAGGCAUCACAUUCUUCCUUCAAUUUUUUUCACCUUAUUAGAACUUUCCCUCCUCUUUCAAGAAGAACAAAAAUAAUGGCUCUGGAUCUAACAGCCUUCAAAACCAUCGUCCCGUCCCGGUACAUCACCUUCACAAUCCCAAAUCCAUUGCUUCAUCUUCGUCACUUCAAUGCUUCUCAACUCCGUGUUGCAGUUCUUGAUUCUCCGGCGCCUUCAGAACCCGUUCAAAUCGCUGCAAUGUUGGUUCCGAUCGGUCGGGAAGCUGAUUGGUAUUUUUCAACCGAACAAGGUCAUCUACAACUCAUACUUAACUUCCCUCAGCUCUCUCGACUUGUUUUAGUUGGGAAUUUACCGAAUUCGACUAACCCCAUUUCGUAUAAUCCCCUGUUACGUACCGAUGGUGUGGUGGGUGUGGCGGAUUUGGCUGUUGUUGAAGAGAAUUUGAUGCCAUUGUUGAUUGAGUUGAUACCCAGAUCGGCAUUUUGUCGAACAGGUGAUGGGUUAUGUGAAAUUCCGUUUUUGAGAUAUGAAGAUGAGGUGGUUCGCAGUUUGGUGUUGGAUAGAUGUGUUGGGGAGUUUGUUGGAGAGAUUUUGAUUGAAGAUGUGGAGUUGGAAUCGGAAGAUAGAGGUGUUAGAGAGUUUAGAAGGAGAUUGAGGUUUAAGAGAAUGCCGAAUUUGGUACAAACACAGAUAAAAAUUCAACCUAAGAACCUCGAUUUUGUUAACAUGGAGGAAGUAGAAUUUGAGAUUGUUGAUGAUGGGGUUUUAGUUCAUCCUUAUUUGACUGCAAUGGUGGCGGGUCUUUCAGUAAUCCGAUCAUUCUUGGACGCGAAAAUUGGAAAUGGGAUAAAGCCGAAAGCUCUGUGUUUGGGUGUUGGAGGAGGGGCACUUCUUGGUUUUUUAAGCUCUCAAUUAGGGUUCCAAGUCUUGGGUAUUGAAGCUGAUAAUGUUGUUUUAGAAGUAGCAAGGAGAUACUUCGGUUUAGAACGUGGUAACUCGAUACGUUUAUGUGUUGGAGAAGCACUAGACAUGAUUGGGAAGUUCGCGACUCAAGCUGAAAGUGAUGGUUUUCGUGGUUAUGUUUUGAAGAAUGGUGAGCUUUUGAAUGAUUUCGACUGUAAAUUUGAUGUGAUCAUGGUUGAUUUAGACGCGACUGAUGCUUAUAUGGGUAUGAGUGCUCCUCCUUCAGCGUUUUUCCAGAAAAAUGCGUUGUUUGCUAUAAGAACAUUGCUUAGCAAAGAUAGUGUUGUCAUCAUGAAUGUGAUUCCUUCAGACAAGACAUCUUACAAGCUAGUAAUCGCUGAAUUCAAAGAAGUUUUCGCGGAGUUGUAUGAGAUAGAUGUUGGAAAUGAAGAUAACUUUGUUCUUAUUGCCUCUGCUUCAGAAAUCGAACAUGUCCCCGUUCAUCGUCAAAGUAAAUUUCUAAAGAAGUUGAAACAAGUAUCAGGAUGUUUUCUGGACUCUAUAAGAUUGAUCUGAAAGGGUUGUUGGUAGCUCAAGUAAAUUUGUGCAGCAUAUGGAGUGAUAUCUUUUGCUUAAGUUUUUGAUAGAAACGAUGAGCCAGGACAAAGGCAAAUCUAAUAGUUUUUUGGACGAUAGAGAAAACAAGUUGUAUAAAGUUCAUUUGAGUUCAGAGAAUUACAAACAUGAAUUUUGCUUUCAUAUUGGUUGUAUUUGCAUUGAUAGAAAGUUUGUGCAUUUUCCUUAGGAGUUUAA